GAGUGUCGGUGCAGCCUGGGAGCCGAGGGGGUCGGAGCUGUUACCAGUACUGCCGGGGACGCGCCUUCUUCCUCCGGUCACCUCUCUCUCCGGCAUCGCUGCUGUCCCUUCCUUCUCAUCCCCACACUCUGCCCCGUCGCAUCCCUGCUCUUCCUGUCACAGGCAGCUCUAAGAUGCCCCGCUAUGAACUGGCUUUGAUCCUGAAAGCCAUGCAGAGGCCUGAGACUGCGGCUGUGCUGAAGCGCACGGUUGAGGCUCUUAUGGAGAGAGGAGCUGUUGUGAGGAACCUAGAAAACCUGGGAGAAAGGGCUCUGCCUUACAAAAUCUCCAAGCACAAGGAGCGCCACAGACGUGGAGGGUAUUUUUUGAUAGACUUAGAGGGCCCACCUUCGAUUGUAGCGACCAUGAUGGAUCAUUUAGGACGUGAUAUUGAUGUAAUUAGACGUGCUUUUGUAAAGCAACCCCUAUCAAAGACAGAAGAAUGCAAUGGCAUAAUCCCAGACAACUAUGAAGACAAACUAACUGCUAAGAAGAAGUGAAUAUUUCAAAUGCUGUGUUUGAAACUUUUUAAAAAAUUAUUAUUUCUGCUUUGGAAAACAGUUGUGAUAACUAAUGUCUAUCAAAAAUAAUCAGUUUUUGCUAUAAUAUAUGUGUGGUACAGUAUGCUGUCUGAAGUUAUUGUAACAUUUGAGGUUUCUUUUUGUUUCAAAUAAUUUGAACAGAAUUUAUCCGUGUGCUUAUCUGAUAUUUUCCAACUCUGAAAAUUGAUUUUCUUUUCUCUUAGAACACUACAUUGAUAAUGAAGAUUUAUCAAUAAUCAGAAUGCUAAAAAUAGCAUUAUUUUCUAAAGAAAAACUACUUCAGAAAAAUGUCUAUUUACGUAAGAGAUUAAGAAGUCUGCAGUGUGAAUAUAGCAGGGUAGGAUGUGAUUUGUUGGAGGGAUUUUUUUGCUUGUUUUUGGAAAAAGGUAAUAAAAGCAUUAUUAAAAAUAAA
This is a messenger RNA of Calypte anna (Anna's hummingbird), 993 nucleotides long. RefSeq names its product mitochondrial ribosomal protein S6 (gene MRPS6). Gene Ontology annotation, cellular component: ribosome; mitochondrial small ribosomal subunit. Gene Ontology annotation, molecular function: structural constituent of ribosome; small ribosomal subunit rRNA binding. The record is from RefSeq and is a predicted model, not a curated record. NCBI's taxonomy places the organism in Eukaryota, Metazoa, Chordata, Aves, Apodiformes, Trochilidae. Bases 174 to 539 code for a protein of 121 amino acids. The transcript has 3 exons. Gene Ontology annotation, biological process: translation.